UAGAGUGACGUCGGCGUCUACUGACAACAUGGCUGCAGAUCUCAGUCUUGAAGAAGAAGAGGAGAAUAUUUUAUACGAUUUGCUCAUUAACACCGAGUGGCCGGUGGAAACGGACACGCAGUUGCGUGGAUUCAAAGAAUACAGCUCCUCUCUUGUAGCCAAAGCUGUGACAGGACCGUUCCGCUUCAUUUUGCACUACCUUUGGUACAGCCCCUCAAGCUCCUCCCUACCCCCUGGACUGGUGCGCCUAGCAGCAAAGCAGAUCAACUGGCAACUGGUGCUAGCAAGUAAUGGGAAGCUCCUGGCCGUGGUUCAGGAUCAGUGUGUGGAAAUAAGGUCAGCUAGGGAUGACUUUGGAUCUGUCAUCGGGAAAUGCCAAGUGCCCAAAGACCCGUCUCCUCAGUGGCGUAAAGUAGCCUGGAGUCAUGACUGCACUCUGCUGGCGUACACAGACAGCACCGGCACUGUCCGAGUCUUCGACCUGGUGGGAAGCGAGCUUUUCAUUAUCCCUCCGGCGGUGAGUUUCCCUGGUGAUUUCAGCUAUGCUGCUGCUGGAUUGAUCUUUCUGGAGUACACCGCUAGUGCCCAGUGGUCAGCGGAGCUGCUUGUCAUCACCUAUGGAGGCCAACUCAAGAGCUACCUUGUCAGUAUGGGAACCAAUCAAGGCUUCCAGGAGAGCCACACUUUCAGCUUUUCCACUCAUUACUUUAAUGGUGUGACUGCUGCAAUCUACCAUCCAGGCCAUAGGUUGCUUCUGGUGGGCGGCUGUGAAUCAAGCGACAGCAAAGCGUCCAGGGCCACCCGCUGCGGCAUCACUGCCUGGAGGGUGCUGUCAGGAUCUCCACACUAUAAACAAGUGACCAGUUAUGAAGACGACGUCAGCGCAUCCCAGAGGAGAGGCCUUUUCAGAAUGCCCAGUUUUAGACUUUUUUCCAGGCAAAACAAUGAGCAGGACGGCGUGUUCAGGAUGAGUAUUUCUCCUGACGGUUCGAUGCUGGCUGUAAUCCACUUCUCAGGCAUGCUCAGUCUGUGGGACAUUCCAUCGCUCAAACAGAGGAGCAGCUGGACGCAGGAGGAGCAGCCUGGAUAUGAGGAGAUCAACCCCGAGUGGAAGACUUCACUGGAAAAAAGAAAGAAAAUUAAAGAUAAGGAGCAGUAUCAGUGUCUGAUGGAUGUGGGUUGGUGGAGUGAUCAGGCUCUGAUUCUGGCUCGCUGUUCCGGCUCUCUCACCGUCUCCUCUGUGCGCUCUCUGUCAAACCUGCUGGGGAAAUCCUGCGAGUGGUUCGAACCUUCACCCCGAGUCACCUCAGCCCACGACGGAGGCUUCCUCAGCCUUGAGUGUGAGAUCAAACUUGCUCAGAAGCGCUCCCGUGUGGAGAGCAGUGGAGCUGCUGAGGAUGAUGAUGGCGAGGAAGACUCUGACUCUGAUGAAGAGUGCUCAGCAAAGGCUCGUUAUUUUGGCUACGUGAAGCAGGGCCUGUACUACGUGACUGAGAUGGAGCGCUUUGCUCCACCGAGGAAGCGUCCGCGCACGGUCACCAAAAACUACCGGCUGGUCAGCCUGAGGUCUACCACACCUGAGGAGCUCUACCACAGGAAGAUUGAUAAUGAAGAAUAUGGAGAAGCUCUCUCUCUGGCUCAUAUCUACGGAUUGGACUCUGAUUUGGUCUAUCAGAGACAGUGGAGGAAGUCUUCUGUCAGCAUUGCAUCUAUACAGGACUACUUGAGUAAGAUAAAAAAGCGUUCCUGGGUUUUGCACGAAUGCGUUGAGAGGGUCCCUGAGAACGUGGACGCUGCCAAGGAGCUGCUGGAGUAUGGCCUGAAGGGAACAGACCUAGAGGCUCUCAUCGCCAUCGGCAACGGAGAGGAUGGAGGCAGGUUCAUCUUACCGGGUGAUGUGGACAUUGAUGACUCUUCUUAUGAAGAUUUCCAGUCGAUGGAGGAGGAGAUGGAGCGGAAGAAAGAGAGAGAGGCAGAGAAGAGACAGGAGCUGCUUAAGAAAGUGGACUUUAGCAAAUUGACUCUGGAGCAGAAGGAGCUGUGUAGAAGCAGGCUGAAGCUGCUCUGCUAUCUGGACCGCCUGGCCACAUAUGAGGAGAUUCUGGGUGGACCCCAUGCUGCAGAGCAGAGAUAUGACUCUGAGUUUUUUAAGAAGUUCCGCAAUCAGAAUAUUGUUGUGUCAGCAAGAACCUACGCCAGGGAGAGUAACGUGCAGGCUCUGGACAUUCUCUUCACCUAUCACGGCUCUGAGCUGCUCCAGCAUCGACUCGCCAUCCUGUGCAAUUUUCCAGAAACCACCUCUCCUCACGAGUACGCUGCUCUUCUCCCUGAAGCCUGUAAGGAUGAGAGGUCAAAUCUGGUGUUUAUUCCAUGGAAUGAACAGAGGCACAGAGAUUUGGACUGGUGUGAAGAUCCACUGUGCAGGGCGGUGGUGGAGUCGUCCAUGGUGGAUGAUCAUCACUUCCUGUACCAGAAGCAGCCAGAGCUGGAGCGAUUCUGCACAAGGAACCCUUCCAUCUCUCUCCUCACUGACUGGUACCUGAGCAGAGCACAGGAAAUAGAGCACAACUCCCGCCAGGUGGACUGCGCUCUGUCUCUGGUGCGUCUGGGGAAGGAGCGGGAGAUCCCUGGGCUGGAGCUGCUGUGUGACGACCUGGUUACCAUGGAGACGCUGGUGUACGAGGCAUGUGAGCUGAGCCUCAGUCUGAAGGAGCUGCAGCAGCUGAGAGACAUCGACAAGCUCCGCCUCCUCAUGAAGAAUUCGAGUGAGGAUUGUUAUGUGAAGAAUGUGCUGCAGUGGAUGGUUCCGUUCCUGCACCGCUGUGAGGGUCAGAGAGAAGGAGCGACUGUGGUGCUGCUCAGAGAGUACCUGGUGUCUCUCGCCCGUGAAGAUCUUACGAUGCCACUCAAAAUCUUCCAGCACUCCAAACCAGGCUGUCAGCAGAAGAUCAUUGCUGAUCCGGAUGAGCUGAUGUCAGUGGCGCUGGAGUGUAUCUACAGCUGUGAACGAGAUGACCAGCUCGCUCUGAGCUACGACAUACUGGAGUGUCUGCCUCAGAGAGGAUACGGACCCCAGACGAAGGCCACAAAAGCCCUACAUGACCAAGUGGACUCUCUGGAGAAACAUCUGAGUGUUGUGGAGGUGUUGGAGAAGCAUGGCCUGCAGAAGCCCGUUGCAUUUGUCAGGAGCAGUCAGAGCAGUAAGGAGGAGGCUCACCAGCUGAUGGUCAAACUCACUCGCCACAUUGGACGCAAAAUCCCUCCGGUCAGCGAGAGUGUGUGGGAAGACUUGCUGCAGGAUCUACUAGACAUGCAGAAGAACGUCUACACUUGUCUGGAACCUGCAACCUGCCAUGAGGUUUAUGUGGAGAGUCUGCUGUGUUCUGGUCGUGAGGAGAAUGUGAAGUUGGCAGGUCAGCUGACGCAGCGGAGCGCCGCGUCUCAGGACGUCCCGGUCAGCGCUGUGUUCAGGGGUAAAGCCACGCCUCGUGUGGCGUACACCCGCAGUGUGGAAUUGGUGCUGGCCUCCGCCCGUGAAUACUUCAACUCCUCAGCCACGCUCACGGACCCCUGCAUCAACCUGGCACGGUCAUGUCUACAGUUGAUCACUGAUUGCCCUCCUCCAAUCCAAGAAGAACUGGACCUCAUCAGCGCCCUCUCUCGACUGGAGCACUUUGGUGUGAAAGUUCUGCCUUUACAAGUGCGUUUGCGUGAUGACCGCCUCUCGCUGAUAAAGGAGUGCAUCUUGCAGUGUCCCACCGCCUACAAACAGUCCACUCUGCUGCUUGAGCUGGCCAGACUACUGCGGGUGGCAGGUGAUGAUGAGGCCCGGCGGAAGGGCCAAGUUCUAACCUUGUUGGCUGAGCAGGCUCUGCACUGUCACGACUACAAAGCCUCCUACAUCCACUGCCAGGACCUGAUGGCUGCAGGCUACAGCAAAGGUUGGGAUGUGUGUUCUCAGUUGGGUCAGUGCGAGACUUACACCCGACUGUCGUCUCGUCAGGAGUUGAUGGCGUUCGCCUUGACACACUGCCCUCCCGCCAACAUCCAGAACCUGCUAGCAGCCUCCAGCUCCCUGCAGACACAGAUUCUUUACCAGGCGGUAGAUUACAAGAUUGACCCUUCUCAAGCCAAAGGAGUGGGGGACGAUACGGAUCAGCAGGCUACUAUGGGAGUAAGUGGAGGGUCUCUGGGAGGUGCUCAGCCUACAGCGCUACUCCAGAGGACCACUGCCCGCACCAUGGAGGUCCUGACCAACACCACUCUCACCACCAAGGCUGUUCUCACUGCCGUCAGUGACUCGCACUGGUGGAAGGAGUCUCUUAACUAUCUCCGCCCGCUGCAUGGUCAGGGGUCGGGUUCUAACCGUGGCGGUGAAGCUGGGGAAAACGUUGAAAUGGAGAGGCAAGGAUGCAGCCCUUUCUACGAGGAGCUGCUAGAGGAUCCAUACAUCAAUCCAAUUGAGGAUGUGUACUCCUUAUACGAUUACAUCCCUCAAGAAGGCUUUGCAGAAGUCCUGCUACGCACUGGCAAGCUUGCUGAGACCAAGAGUGAGGGUCAGCAGGUCUUCCCUGCCACAGAAGUUCUGCUCCAGCUGGCUAGCGCCGCUUUUCCCCGCGACAUGAUGCUUGCUCUGGCCUAUUUGCUCGCUCUUCCUCAGGUGUUGGAUGCGAACUCGUGUUUUGAGAAGCAGCCCCCAUCGGCCCUGUCGCUCCAGCUUGCUGCCUAUUACUACUCUCUCCAGAUCUACUCCCGCUUAGCACCCUGCUUUAAGGACAAAUGUAGCGCUCUCUACAGGGCUGAUCCGAGGGAGCUGAUUCGUCUAGUUACCAAACAUGUGGCUGACCACGAGGGUCAUGGUUGGGCUGAUGAGGAGCUGGAGGCUCUGAUUGGUCAGCUGCGGCUUUACAGUGAGAGGCUGACUGACUUCACUCAGGCCCAGGUGCUUAAGGGCCUCGGCCGUGGAGUGGACGUCCAACGCUUCAGCAAUGACAACCAGUACAAGAAAGAGACCAUUCUCGGCCUUGCAGAAACAUUAGAGGAGAGCGUGUAUGGGAUCUCUCGCUCUCUGGCUCAGCGCUACAGUAUUCCUCUCUGGGAGGUUCAUAUGACACACCUGGAGUUCCUCUUCACUGACAGUGGCCUCUCCACUAAGGAUAUAGAGAGUCGGACUGAUUCUCUGGGUCUGUUCCACACUCUGAAGGUGAACCCUGAGGCCUUCUACAACCACAUGAGCAAGUACGUGUACCCGAGCAUUGCGGGCACAGACCUGCAGCGGCUGCUGUACUACUACACCCUGCUGGAGAACUGCUCCUGCAACGACUACCUCCCUCCAUCCGCCAUGAUGCCUGACACUCACGUCAAACUACUCAAGAAGCUGAAGGCCGUGGCCAACGGGCUGAACUAUAAGAAGCUUACAGAAGAGGACUCAGACCCUCUGAAGGAGCUGGAGCCGGUGCUCACCAGCCAGAACGUCCUUUCCAUCUCCAAACUGGCUGCUCGGAUUCCUCUGAAAGGCGGUCAGGCCCUUACCCCGAGUGCUGUCCACUUCACUUGGCUACACAAGCUUUUCUGGGAGGGGGAUGCCCACAUCUUCAAGAGAUCCCCCCAAACAGACCAGGAAUUCCUCCAUGCUUAUGACACCUGUGCCAAAUACUUUGACAGGCUGCUGCCUUUAGAUGCUGUAAACUUCCUGGAUGCUAUUACUUUCUCCCCUGAAGCUGCCAGCCAUUUGUCUGUUGAGACCAGGACAGAGAUCACUAGACGAGCUCUGAAGGCUCUUAAGGGCGUCAGCGAGAAGAGCAAGAAAAGGGGUCGGGAUGAUGGAACACUGCAAAGUGAAAGCUCUGCCUCCAACUUUAGCCACGCCAUCACUCACCUGCAACAGUCCCUCGAUCAUCUAGAGACGCUGGACCACGCCUUCCCCCUGUCACUCAGAAACAGCCAGGAGAAGCGUCUGCAGGGGUACAGUAGAGUGUAUGACCUCUCCAGGUCAGAGCGGGUGAAAGUGCGGCAGCUGGCCAUCACCAUGGCGCUGGACGGUCAGCCGCUGGAGCGAAUUGAACAGCUGCUGACGACUGCCGUGGACCUGAGUGACCUACAGCCACGCAGCAUAGUUCAGGAGGCAGUGGAGAGAAUCAUCUCAGCGCUCAGUGGUGAUGAAGACAUCUUGAAGGAUUAUGCGGAGCCUUUGAAAGUGCUGGAAGACAUAGUGAGAGCGGUGCAGGCGGACGUGCAGAAGGGGGGAAACGCGGUGUCGUCUGAGGACUUGUUGGCAUGGUUACGGCCGUUCUGUGGGGACGACUCGAAGCCUGUGCGACUCAGGAUCGAGGUUUUGCAGAUUCUGGAGCGUUCUUUCAGCCUCAGCGAAGAGGACAUCCGCCUGCUGGUGUUGUUCAGGAGCCAGGCAGUGCUGAAAGCCUGCUGGCCAAGCAGAGAGUGCGAGAUGAAGGAUAUUGAGAAUGAGGAUAAGCGCUACUCCCUCUUCCAGGAGCUGUUGGAGUCUAGUAGAAAGUGGCAGGAGUUUCAGUACCUCAUGCUUCUCCUACAGGCGUGGCCACCAGUAACUGACAAGAGCAGGCUGGAGUCUGAGCACAACCCCUGGGUGUGUCUGACAUCAGCCCUGCUCACACACUGCUCUGGUGUCCUCAUUGGAGACAAGGUUCUCGAUAUGUGCCGCUCACUCUACACUUCCAAACACAAACUCCACCCGCAGUGUAUUGGCCACAUCUCCUCUCUGCUGUUGAAAGGUGGGCUGAAGCUGGUCGCUCUGAAGCUGAUGGCCGAGAGCAGAGAUGAGCAGCUGCUCAAACUGACCCUGGAUCAGAUCAAAGGCAUCCCUGAAGUGAGUGAUGAUGUGUGUGACUCAGAACUCUUGUCUCUGUUGCUGGACGCUGGUCUGUUGGUCAGCUGUGUGGACUCUGCUCUGUACCCAGCGCUGGUCUCUCACAUGCUAGCUGAGGGCCGCUGGUCAGUUGAGGAGGCCGCUGCUGCACUACACCAGGCUGGACACAGCGCUCAGGCCGGCGCCCUGCUGCUCGCCCACCGUGGAACACACCCUGCUCUGAGCACCUUCAACACCGCCCUCAACGUCAUCCGACAGUGGCUGUAACACAUACACACGGAAGGGAGGGUGUGUGUAAUGUGUGUUUGUGUCUGCAUGUCUCACUUUGGAGAGGAACAUAGAUUUAAACAUCCUCCAGAUGUUACGCCCACCAAAAUUUCAGCAAAUUCUCAACCGCUUGGAGUCAGUUUGCAAAUCAUACCACCUUCAGUGCUGGUUGUAAUAUGACCUCGUCCAUUUUGGGGAAAGUGAGAAGGGGAAUCCCCAACACCAUCUUAAGGACCAUUUCAUUUCUGUAUUAGUUGAAGUGAAGGAUAAGAUAGAGUGGCGAGGGAUUGAGUGUCAUCACAGAGUGCAAAGCUGUUUAUGAACCAUAACAGUAAACUACUUUAAAAUGCUUAACAUUUCAAAAUCAUAGCAUUUGAUUUGAUGAGCUUCAGGCUGCAAACUACUCCAUCUCUUAUACAUGAUGCCUGAUACGGCGUCAUCACUUUAUUCUGCUAGCUUGCUAGUUAGCAUGCAAAAGGCUACACGGCUAAUGACAACAAAGACAGGCACUACCAUGGUUCUGCACCAAAGCUUACAGCCAGACAAGCAAAAUCUGUGUAUGUUAUAUGCAAACUUCUCAAUAAACAGUGUACAUAGUUAGCCGAUUAGCUCACUGAGGAUAACCUAGCUGAGGGUUCCAUCUGAAUAAUCUGCUUCUCACUGUCCCAUUCCUUCCCAAGAGUGGUCACUUUUGUAACAUAGGUAUGAAGCACAUCCAAGUGCUGAGUCAAAGUGGGCGAGGGCAUGUUAAAGUAUUGAAACCGCGCAAUAAUAUCUUAAUCAGCUAGCCAUAAAAAUGUACUUAGCAUUGUUUCUGUUAAAUUAAUAUAUUAAAUUUACACAGUUACCUCAAAUGUAGUUGAUCAGCCAAGUGGUUUCUGAAGUUUGCACCAGAGCUAGUAGGCUAAUGUCCAUUAUUAUAGACAGCAGUGUGUCAUUCAGUGUCAGAAACCACAUAAGCAAGUCUGUUUCAGUUCACUUAAGAACUCCACAGUGUUUUGUGAUGAUUUAUGCUUUUUACACAGUGCUAUCCGUCAGUCAGCUUCCGUAAAUUAUUAGCCACGUUAGCCUCAUAGUUCCAUUGCAAAACUAAAGUGAACUCCAGAUACCAAACAUCAGAUUGUGGCUCGUCAGAUUUCAACAAACUGACCUGAACUGAGAAUUCAGAGUGAUACAGUGAUGGUUAUUUUAUGACAUUAUUAAGAAAUUAGUCCCAAUUUUUUGAUCCAUGUACCAUCUCUCUCUCUCUCUCUCUCUCUCUCUCUCUCUCUCUCUCUCUCUCUCUCUCUCUCUCUCUCUCUCUGCCUCCGCAGUCUCAGUGACACUGUUUGAUGUGGGUGUAAUCACAUUACUCAGGCUGUUUGGUCACACUAGCCCACUGUAACGCUCAUUACAGGACGGGAUUCUAAUUGAAAACGCAACCCACAUGCUGAGUGUGUGCGAGUUUUUCCACUCGUGUGUCUUUUUAGUGCCAUGUGUCAAACGUUCCACAUGACUUUCUGUGCUCAAUCUGUUCUCAUUUAUUUCCCCUGUUGGGUUAUUAAUUGGUUCUUAUAGAGAACAGAUUAAGCCCACUGUCUGUCAAAUAUCACGUUAUUGCUUCAAGUUUAACAUGUAUGUUGAAAAGCCAGACAACAAUGAAAGUGAGAUAGCGUGAUAGCGUUGGGUUUGUUUAUCCCUCUUCCCUACUAAAAGUCAUUCAGUGGAACAGAUCUGUGUUAAAAUCAAGACCGAAUAAACAAGGAGUUGUAGCUUAAUAUGUAAUGAUCAAUAAAGACUUUGAAACGA
Colossoma macropomum (tambaqui) is the source of this 8899-nucleotide messenger RNA. It is a transcript of the gene nbas, whose product is annotated as NBAS subunit of NRZ tethering complex. Gene Ontology annotation, biological process: retrograde vesicle-mediated transport, Golgi to endoplasmic reticulum. The record is from RefSeq and is a predicted model, not a curated record. Bases 29 to 7111 code for a protein of 2360 amino acids. The transcript has 52 exons. Gene Ontology annotation, molecular function: SNARE binding. Gene Ontology annotation, cellular component: endoplasmic reticulum membrane; Dsl1/NZR complex. Lineage: Eukaryota; Metazoa; Chordata; Actinopteri; Characiformes; Serrasalmidae.